Messenger RNA from Giardia duodenalis, 1344 nucleotides. RefSeq lists its product as uncharacterized. The transcript has a single exon. The coding region runs from base 1 to 1344 and encodes 447 amino acids. NCBI's taxonomy places the organism in Eukaryota, Fornicata, Diplomonadida, Hexamitidae. The record is from RefSeq and is a predicted model, not a curated record.
AUGAAGGACAUUAUCACGGAGACGCUGAAUCUCGUCGACAUAUCCAUUCGUGAUAGUGAUAAUCAUCCUGAAGGAGGAGUAGAAACAGCAGGCGCCUACCGCGUAGAAAGCGCUAUCCAGGAUGUUUUAGAUAAAACCCUUGAUCGGCUGAUGCACGUUGAAAAACGAGCUAGUAUAGCAGAAGCAGAGAAUAACCUUAUGAGGCAGGAGCAUGAACGCCUUGCUGCGCACCAAAGGCAACAAGAUAAUCUUUUAGAAAACAUUCAAAGGCUCUACCGGGAGGCACGCGACUGCUCAGACAGAAACGCUGCUUCAGCCAAGGAGUGGCGUGCCCGAGCCCAUGAACUCGAGGCAGAGCUUGCUACGAAGAAAAGCAUUUCUGGUGAUCAGGAAAAAAUCAUGCAGAGACUCCGGGCUUUAUACAUUAGAUAUACAGAGCUAGCGGCUCGCAUGAAAGAGCGGGACACUGAGCUCCGAACACAAGAUGAACUCCACAAGGCUGAACUAAUGACUCAGAAGAGCCUGGCAGCCGAACGGAUCAAAACCCUGGAGCAGGAAAUCUCAGCACUUAAGCGGCAAAUAGAACUGCUAAAGAAGCUGGAGAGAUCACCGGGAGGCUCGGUGUUGGACCGCCACGGUAAUCAUCUUCAGAGGCCUCAGACUCCACCGCUCUCGUUGGCUCGGGACCGUUCUCUUCGCGAGGACUCAGAUCAGGGCGUCGGCACUAUUUUUGUACGCAAACCUCUCCUGCAAGCAGAACAGCCGCAGCAAUCAGAUAGGACCAUAGGAAGCGGAAGCGUGGGGAGCAGCAGCGUUGUGGAUGAUAUUGACUUACAAACUAUACAGAAGAUUCAAGAGACCAUGGACAAACACUAUCCUCACAGCUAUUCUCGCAAAAAUACAGUCCAUUCAGGGAUACCAUCAUCAUCUCAGCGGCUUAGACCGCAUUCAUCAGACCUAUCUACACGACCCAAGAUAAAGCCCAGUGGUUAUCAAGCACAAGAGGAUGGAGUGGCAUACAGACCUAAGAAACACGCACGGAGCCUUCAAGAACAGUAUGAGCGGCCAAAACACAUUCAAUCUUUAUUAAAAAGCACAUCUGUGUAUGACCUGGUUGAGCCGAGCACCAAUACCACUCGGGUAUUUCCGUCGGAAUCAAGCGUCCAGGAACAGGAUUUAGGAUACACGAGAACAUACGAUAAAUCCCCUGAUAUUCAGGAGAGUAGACUAGAGGAUGAGACAGACCUGCAAAAAAGUAAGGCGCAUUCUAUUCUGACUGGCUUAUUUCAGUAUUUGAAGCAAACAGAAGAGCAAAUGAUGGCAACUGAUACCAAGCAGGCAUAA